Pochonia chlamydosporia 170 is the source of this 285-nucleotide messenger RNA. RefSeq lists its product as hypothetical. Bases 1 to 285 code for a protein of 94 amino acids. The record is from RefSeq and is a predicted model, not a curated record. The transcript has a single exon. NCBI's taxonomy places the organism in Eukaryota, Fungi, Ascomycota, Sordariomycetes, Hypocreales, Clavicipitaceae.
AUGAAUUGUCGACAGCACUAUAGAUGUAACGAGACAUGUUCUAUAUUUAAGUUUGCUCGCUGUCAUGGUCGCGAACAUGUUGGCUGGCUGGUGAAACUAGGGCGCUUGCUGAAACAUGAGUCUGGCGUUUGUUGCCGGAGCGGUUUGGCACGGAGUGGCACGAGUAGUGCUGCAUUUGGAAGGGAGGAAUUUCUUGGAAUUGGGUUUAUUAGAUGGGGGAUGAUGUUGGCGGCGAGGAUAUUGAUUAGGGCUUUUCAUCUCAUUGACAUGUUGGCAUCAUACUGA